Amphiprion ocellaris (clown anemonefish) is the source of this 1122-nucleotide messenger RNA. RefSeq names its product crystallin, alpha A (gene cryaa). The record is from RefSeq and is a predicted model, not a curated record. Gene Ontology annotation, molecular function: protein folding chaperone; structural constituent of eye lens. Gene Ontology annotation, biological process: protein refolding; lens development in camera-type eye; response to heat. NCBI's taxonomy places the organism in Eukaryota, Metazoa, Chordata, Actinopteri, Pomacentridae. Bases 136 to 666 code for a protein of 176 amino acids. The transcript is spliced from 3 exons.
AGGGCGGAGGACAAAGCGCUCUGGAAACUAACUGCUUCUGGUCCUCAUUCUGUUUUCUGUCCUCGCCCUCCUUCACCUGCUGGACUCUGAGCCGAGCCGACCCAAGCCAGACUAGACCAGCUGCCUCCAGUCAGUAUGGAUAUUGCCAUCCAGCACCCCUGGUUCAGACGCGCCCUGGGCUCCGUCUACCCUGCCCGGCUCUUUGACCAGUUCUUCGGAGAGGGCAUGUUUGACUACGACCUGUUCCCCUACACCACCUCCACCAUCAGCCCCUACUACAGACAGUCGCUGUUUCGCAACUUUUUGGAUUCUUCCAACUCCGGCAUCUCUGAGGUGAGGUCUGACAGGGAUAAGUUCACAGUCUACCUGGACGUCAAGCACUUCUCUCCUGAUGAGCUCAGUGUGAAGGUCACUGAUGACUACGUGGAGAUCCAGGGCAAGCAUGGAGAAAGACAGGACGACCACGGUUACAUCUCUCGUGAGUUCCACCGCCGCUACCGCCUCCCCUCCAGCGUGGACCAGUCGGCGAUCACCUGCACCCUGACAGCCGACGGCAUGCUGACCUUGAACGGGCCCAAGGUCACCGGGGGCAGCGAGUCCGGACGCAGCGAGCGCAGCAUUCCUGUCACCCGUGACGACAAGCCCAAUGCUGCAGCGUCCUCCUAGAGGCUAAACGACGGCAGGGCGACCAGGACGGACCCCCAACAGCCUGCAUGGACCAGGACGGACCACCAGAGUUCUUCUUCUCCUUCUCCUUAGAGGAGAUCUGUGUCCUCCUCGCUUCACUUCCUGUAGCUUCUUCUUAGCUUCAGUAUUCCUAGUAUCAGUGUCUAACAGAAUGGUGGCUGAGUGAGGGGACGAGGCAUUCACUGACCUGACUUCUGCUGGUUGUUGCUGACUUGUUUCUGACGGGACAGAGAGUUGGGUUGAGCUUGGAGGGAAACGUCUCCUGUCUUGUCCCAGAUGAUCCAUCAGUGAAGUUCUCCUGGCUGCUUCCAUUCUUCUUCUGUCUUCCAUAUAUCCUGUUCUGUAGUCUAGGCUUUGUCCAAUGGAUAUCUGCUCAUGACUGAGAAGUCCAUACUAAAGAAACAGAUAAUAAAGCUGUACAAUUAACAAAUGCAA